This is a messenger RNA of Closterium sp. NIES-65, 1443 nucleotides long. The record is from the annotation of a GenBank genome assembly. NCBI's taxonomy places the organism in Eukaryota, Viridiplantae, Streptophyta, Zygnematophyceae, Desmidiales, Closteriaceae.
AUGUUCGAAGCUGGCACCAUCCCACCUUUCGAGCAGACCGUAGGUGACCCCCUCCGCGUCUACGGCCGCCUGCAGUUUUCAUGGCCGUCGCAGGCGGACGCAACUGCCUUCCGCAGGAUGUUCCCCUUCUCUCUCAAACUCCCCAACUCCCGCCCCGUUCUGCUGAAGGAGUUUGUGGACAGAAUCGAGGAGUUUACUGCAGCUAAGCCGGACGGUGCGCACUGGCUCGCCGAUUUGACCAACUUCCACCGCGCCUUUGACCCCUACGAGGGUACCUACUUCACUCAUCUCGCUGGGCUCCCAGUCGCCACCUCCGACGACCCGCAUUUCGACCUUAUUCCAUCCGAAAUCCUGCUGGAGGUCAACAAACCUCCCAUGUUGCUGAAUUUCUCCUGCCACGUGUGCGUGCUAUGCUCCAACAACCACCGCGCGUUCGCGACCCGCCGCCGCCAACGCCUCACGAACCAGAACACUAUUUCAAUCGCGCAACUGCAGCAGGCAAAUGGUACGCAAAACACCUUUUCGGCUUUUGUUGCCAACUUCCCUCGUUCUUGCUGUCACCCCUCACUUCCAGUUUGCUCCCCUCUUCCCCUUGUACGUUCCCCCUUUGCUCUCCAACCUGCCUUCUCCCCCCCCCGCGACUCACCUUUUCCCUGCCCAUCAACAAACCUGCUCCCCCCCCUCCCCCGUGCUCACCUUCCAAUGUCCCUAUGUCCUUUCACGCCCCCCUCCCCCACUGCCCUUCCUCUCCUGCUCCCCACGGUCGCCCAGGCCCUGGCCACUCCCCUAACCAACCUGUUUGUGCCCCCUCCCCACGUUACCCCCCACCUCACCACCCAUCCAGAGACCACUGCCCCCCCUCUCUGGACCUCCUCUCCUGCCAACCCCCUCUCCCAUUUGCUUUUUCUCUACCCACACCCCCCCGCCGCCCAGCUCUCCCCCACCCACCCGCUCACCCCGCACCGCCACCCCCUCUCUUCCCUCCUCAACCCAAGCAGCCCUACUCCCUCUCCCCCCCUCUUCCUACCCCCCAACCCGCCUCCCUCCCCUCCCCUCAGUCACACUUCUCACUACCCUCUCAAGGAUCAGGCCGCCACCCUCCUCAUUUCUGGGCUGCACCGCCCUCCCAGAGACUCCCCCCCUCUGUCAACAGCCCCCUCCCCCCAUUCUCUUCCACACCGCACCCAAACAGAUCACAAUCAACCCCCUCGACCUCCUCACUCCCUCUGGCUGGACUCUCGCCCAACCCCGUCCCCUCCCGAUGCCCCUCCCCCCUCUCUGUACCUCCCUUCCCUCGCAGCCACAACUCCUUCACGGAGUUUCCCUCCUCAAACCUCCCCCUUGCCUCUCCCCCCUGCCCCUCACCCGACCCCCCCCCUGCUCCCCUACACCUGGAUACUUGCCCUCCCCCGUGCCCUCCCCGCGCCCCUCUUCUCCCCCUGA